Messenger RNA from Populus euphratica (Euphrates poplar), 1924 nucleotides. Its product is annotated as ATP sulfurylase 2-like. The record is from RefSeq and is a predicted model, not a curated record. NCBI's taxonomy places the organism in Eukaryota, Viridiplantae, Streptophyta, Magnoliopsida, Malpighiales, Salicaceae. Gene Ontology annotation, molecular function: sulfate adenylyltransferase (ATP) activity; adenylylsulfate kinase activity. Gene Ontology annotation, biological process: sulfate assimilation. The transcript has 5 exons. Bases 230 to 1663 code for a protein of 477 amino acids.
CCUAGUUGCUUUCAUUCAUCUCUCAUGAUUUCUAGCCCCUUACUGCCCUCCCAGAAGCAAACGUGUGGAUGUCUUUGGCAGUCGAAUCAUAUUCCUGUUAAAAAUGCGGCCCAGAUUCAGAGGCCGCCCCCUCCCCCACCCCAAGGCCUCUCCACCUUACUCCCACAACAACCAGCCCCCAGAUUCUGACAGCAACCUUAAAAAACAUUAAAAAAACACCGUCGUUAUCAUGUCUUUAACAAUUAAACUAACCAUAGCUCCUCGCAUAAUUAACCUUAAUUGUCACGAAAGAAACAGAACAAAAUUCCCAGCAAUCCGACCAAAACCAAUCUACCAUUCAAACGCAUUGAACCCUAUUCUAUACAACAACAAAAGACCCGGAAUGUUUCAAGCUUCUGUAUCCGGUACAGUUAUCAAGAGCUCCUUGAUUGAGCCAGAUGGUGGGGUCUUGGUGGAUGUUAUAGUGCCAGAGAGUGAGAGGGGGUCAAAAACCUUGGAAGCAGAAUCACUGCCUACAGCGAGGCUGGCUAAGAUUGAUGUGGAGUGGGUUCAUGUGAUAAGUGAAGGAUGGGCGAGUCCCUUGAAAGGGUUUAUGAGGGAGAAUGAGUAUUUGCAGAGUUUGCAUUUUAAUUCUUUGAGAAUGGAAAAUGGGACUGUUGUGAAUAUGUCGCUCCCUAUUGUUUUGGCAAUUGAUGACGAGACCAAAAAGAGUAUUGGGUCUUCAAAAGAUGUUGGAUUGGUUGGUCCUGAGGGUGAUUUGCUUGCUAUUCUUCGAAGUAUUGAGAUUUACAAGCAUAACAAAGAAGAAAGAAUAGCUAGAACAUGGGGGACAACAGCACCUGGAUUGCCGUACGUUGAGGAAUUCAUUGCUCCAGCAGGAAAUUGGCUCCUAGGUGGAGAUCUAGAAGUGCUAAAGCCCAUUAAAUACAAUGAUGGACUUGAUCAUUACAGGCUUUCUCCCAAACAACUCAGGAAGGAAUUUGAUAGGCGUCAAGCUGAUGCAGUUUUUGCAUUUCAGUUACGAAACCCUGUUCAUAAUGGGCAUGCCUUAUUGAUGAAUGAUACACGCAGGCGGCUUUUGGAAAUGGGUUAUAAGAAUCCGAUUCUACUGCUUCAUCCAUUAGGAGGUUUCACAAAGGCUGAUGACGUUCCUUUGGAUGUUCGGAUGGAACAACACAGUAAGGUUCUAGAAGAUGGAGUUCUUGACCCUGAAACUACAAUAGUUGCUGUAUUCCCGUCACCUAUGCAUUAUGCUGGUCCUACUGAAGUGCAAUGGCAUGCCAAGGCACGGGUAAAUGCAGGUGCUAACUUUUACAUUGUAGGUCGUGAUCCUGCUGGUAUGGGUCACCCGACAGAGAAGAGAGAUUUAUAUGACCCUGAUCAUGGAAAAAAAGUUCUAAGCAUGGCUCCAGGCCUGGAGAAGUUGAAUAUUUUGCCAUUUAGGGUGGCAGCCUAUGACACUGUGGCAAAGAAGAUGGCAUUUUUUGAUCCAUCUCGUUCCAAAGAUUUCCUCUUCAUCUCUGGAACCAAGAUGAGGACCUAUGCUAGAAAUGGUGAGAACCCUCCAGAUGGUUUUAUGUGCCCUGGUGGUUGGGAAGUCCUUGUCAAAUAUUAUGAGCAGUUGCAGGCCGAAGAGGCAAUGCCAGCUGUUGCAUCUGCUUAAACCUAUGAUUUAUCACCAGAAUUAAUGCCGAGCUAGCUCAAGAGAAGCAUGAGUUUUUCCUGACUCGGGGUGGUGGUUUACUUAUUUGAAGAGUUUUCUUUCGAUACCUGGCGGUUAGCAUGGAAUUUUUCACUGUGUUGUUUGUUAUGAAAGUAAAAAUAUUGAGUUGUUCUGUCAUUCAUUUUUAAGACAAUGAUCCACGCGCAAGAAAAACAUUUAUUGCUGCCAAUUAUAAGGUUAACCAAGGUGGUUUUCUUACUU